AUGGCGGCAGCCGUGAAAGGCUUGAUUUCGAUAUGUAUUGUCGUUAUCAUUCUCGUUAGUUCGUGGUUAAUAGCUGUCUUGAUUAAUUAUUAUGGAGGUCAAGGCAAAGAGUUGAAAUUCCGAAAGUCUGCUGAGGGGGAUCCUUUUCCUGGGGAGAAAUUAGAAAAUAUCUUUUGGUUUCUCCAGAUUUCAGAUUUGCAUAUCAGUAAGUUCUACGAACCAAGUCGUGUGAAAGAUUUACAGUAUUUCUGUGAGGAUGUCGUAGAUACUAUCAGCCCAGCUGUUGUCAUGGUCACAGGAGAUCUUACAGAUGCUAAGAACAGUGAUAAACUUGGCUCACAACAGUAUGAAGAAGAAUGGAAAGCAUAUUACUCUGUUAUCAAGAAAACUGGUGUAGAAUACAAAACCAAGUGGCUUGAUWUAAGAGGCAAUCAUGAUGCAUUUAAUGUUCAAUCAAUACAUAGUAAGAAGAAUUACUUCAGAUAUUUUUCAUCAAGUGGUCAGGACAGUUCAAGAGGUUCAUUAUCAUAUCAGUAUAUCUACAAAACCGRCUAUGGAGAAUAUGCUUUCAAUGCCAUUGAUACAUGUCCUGAUCCGGGUCCAAAAAGACCUUUCAACUUCUUUGGACACAUUGCAAAGGAACGUGUUGAGGAAAUGAAACAACUUGCAGAGAAAAGCAAGAAGUACAACAUGACAAUGUGGUUCAGCCACUACCCAUUCUCGGUGCUAACGUCUCCUUCGUUACGGAGAGAUUUGCUSAGAUAUGGUUCUGUUUAUUUUUGUGGUCAUCUCCAUACCUUGGGUGAAGURGUACCCACCAUGCAUGCUGUUCAUCAAGAUGGUCAUCUAGAGUUGGAACUCGGUGAUUGGCUGUGGCAUAGAAAUUUUAGGGUAGCUGCUGUCGAUCACGACUUGUUUUCUUUUGUGGAUGUCCGUAUGAAUGAGUGGCCCAUAAUUCUGAUCACAAACCCRAAGGACGCGCAUUAUUUAAUCCCAGCAUUUGAACCGAUUGAGAGGAUCAACAGAUCUACGCAUGUCAGAGUUCUUGUUUUCUCACUAUCGCGCAUCGAGUCUGUGUCGAUCAGCAUUAAUGACACUCCAUUAGAAUCGCCUGUGACUCACGUAAAGGGUCCCUUGUAUGUUUGCAAGUGGGAGCCUGAUCUCUAUCAGAAUGGACUACACACAAUCACUGUUGAAGCUUCGGAUAUUAAAGGACGUCGAAGCAUAAAAUCUCAGAACUUCUCUCUCGAUGGAACAAGACCACUUCUUGAUUUACUACCAGCCRUAAUUCUACUCACUGAUUUCUGUUUAUUGGGCCGCGUAGUGUUUUAUUUGACAGCAAUUUUCAUUGUUCUUGGUCUUUGGGCCAUACGUCAACUUGCCCCCAACGAAGCUUCAACUGGUUGUUCCCGAAGCUUUCUCAGCCGAUGGUUUUAUCAUCUUGUCAGGGUGGCCAGAACCAACCAUCUGUUUUAUCCUCUAUACACCUACGGCGUGUACAUUGUUGUGGGUCCUUGGUUUAUAGGCGAGGUUAUCUCUGGUCACGUGGGCUGUAUGUUUGUGUUUGGUUUGUAUACUUAUGGCAGUUUUAUACCUGGUAGUUUGACCUUCUAUUAUGGCAUUAUACAGUUGUUGCUGUUCAAUCUACCUUUGACAAUUUGUCUAGCGAUCUACAUCAGUUCACGAACAAGUCAAGUUCACGUGGCACGACGAACUUCCGGUCAGUCCAACUUAUCUUCCCCGCGCAGGUCUUAUUUUUCAUCGUUUUGUCGGAUGACUACUCAUUUAGUGUACAGUGUUCUAGUAUUGUUUCAAUUGUGGUCAAGUUACGGUAUUUAUAGGGCAUAUGGAUUUAUGGCUUUUGCUCUAUGUCCUGUAAAGACGUGGUCUUUGGUCCUUGCGGGAUACCUGUGGUAUAAAGCCAACUAUUGAGAGCUUUGUCAUUGUUUUCCGCUGGCGGGGGGCAACGCGGACUCUGUGUUCAGGAAUAAGACUGAUAGCAGAUCUGAGCUUAAAACAUAUUUACAAUGUAGAAAAUGUUUUUAUACAUAAUCUCGCGAAAUUAAUGGUGA
This is a messenger RNA of Exaiptasia diaphana, 2072 nucleotides long. Its product is annotated as transmembrane protein 62. The transcript is spliced from 14 exons. The record is from RefSeq and is a predicted model, not a curated record. Gene Ontology annotation, molecular function: hydrolase activity. Bases 1 to 1932 code for a protein of 643 amino acids. NCBI's taxonomy places the organism in Eukaryota, Metazoa, Cnidaria, Anthozoa, Actiniaria, Aiptasiidae.